AUGAAGGCAUCCACGCUCCUCACCGCGCUGCUUGUGCCCUUCGCCGCCGCCGCGCCGUCGCCUCGCACUACCAAGUGUACAACGAGCAAUGCUGUUCAGCGGAAGGAAUGGGGCUCGAUGAGCAACUCGGAGAAGCUCAGCUACAUUGAUGGUGUGAAAUGCCUCAUGAAGCAGCCCUCCAAGUUUAAGAAAGGUCUCGUUCCUGCCAGCACAUCGUGGUUCAGCGACUUUGCUGGCGUCCACGUAAACCUCACGACAAGCAUUCAUAUCAGCGGCAUUUUCUUGAGCUGGCAUCGUCACUUUCUGUACCUGAUGGAAGAGGCACUACACGAUAAAUGCAACUAUCCCAAGACCCUGGGUCUACCCUACUGGGACUGGACUAAGUACCCGACUCUUGAGACAAGCCCGCUCUUCAACGGAGGCCCAUACUCACUCGGUGGCAAUGGAUUGUACGAGGAUACCGGCCCGUACAUUGUCGGUGUCGGCCAGGAGCUCCCGCACGGAAGCGGUGGCGGCUGCGUCACCACUGGUCCUUUCGCCAACACCACGGUCAAUUUCGGUCCAUUCAACUUCAAUCUUGUCUUCACUGGUUUACCAGCUACCUGGAACAUUGCCAACCCUCGCUGCAUGAACCGCGAUCUGAACAACUACGGUAUCAAGACCUACGACAACCAGACUCUGAUCAAUGAGAUGCUCGCGGCAACCACCAUUAAAGAUGUCCAGAUCCUCAUGAACAGCAAGAAUGUCGGCACGACCGACCGUGGUCUACAUGGUGGCGGCCAUUACGGAGUGGGCGGUGUCAUGUUUGACUUCUUCGCAUCACCACAGGAUCCUGCCUUCUUCCUGCAUCACGGGCAGAUCGAUCGCAUCUGGGCGCAGUGGCAGGCAGCCAACCCGAAGGUCAGGAGAUACCAGUACAAUGGCACCAGCACCAUUUUCAACACCAACGCGACUCCAGAAGUCAGCAAUUGCACCAUCAUGGACUUUGGCGUGCUUGGAUCCCCGCAGAAUCUGCGCGACGUUGCCGAUCCCAUGAGCGGACUCUACUGCUACCGCUAUGUCUAA
Molecule: messenger RNA, 1065 nt
Organism: Phaeoacremonium minimum UCRPA7
Lineage: Eukaryota; Fungi; Ascomycota; Sordariomycetes; Togniniales; Togniniaceae
Product: putative tyrosinase central domain protein
Exons: 1
Coding region: 1-1065 (354 amino acids)
Molecular function (GO): oxidoreductase activity
Source: RefSeq, a predicted model, not a curated record